CGUAGUUUCAAAUAAACAAUUGACUUACUUCCUGACUCCUUCACAACUUGACGCAACUGACUCAUCAACAUGACUGACAAAGCCACAUCCAUCACAGACCUUCCACUCGACAUUCUCGUUCUAGUAUUCCCAUACCUGGACGCGAAGUGCUUCCUUUCACUCUGCAGCACAUGCAAAGCUUUCCAACAACCCUCGAUCCGACUUGACCCAGCAUACUGGAGUUUCGCUACUCGCAGUGCUUUCCGUGUACCCAACCAGCCAGUCGUCCAGCACGAUGGCGUACGGUGGCAGAAGCUAUAUCGACGCAUGCUAACUCAGACUCAUGUCUUUACCUGGGGUAACAAUGGUCACAGUCGUCUGGGUCAUGGCUAUGGGGAGUCGGCACCCGGAGGUCCCUUGCUUUUACCUAGACGGCCUGGCCGGAUGAGGUUUGGAGGCAGAGCCAACUGCGCAUUCCCUACCGAAAUGGAAGAUACUCGACACCUGGGCGUUAUUGCAGACAUGCAGUGUGGUGGCUGGUCCACAACGCUUCUCACUGCAAACGGUACACUCCACACGGCCGGUGUUCUUGACGGUCAAGUAACUCUAGCUUCGCACGACCGCAUAUCGCCUCUCGGAUUUCCCGCCGGUUACCCUUCUACGGCCACCGAAUCUCGAUAUUACGAGCCUUCUGUUGCCAUUCGUCAGUUCUCAGCGGGAAGAUCACACAUACUCGGACUCUCAGACAAUGGAAAGAUUUGGUCAUGGUACCACGCCAAAAAGGCGGCAUUGCAAGUCAAAUUUGCUCACGUAGACUUACGGGAACAAGCUACAGAGGGGUCCUCGGCGAAGCAAGCUUCGGCCUUCGGACACGUCGAGCAAGUUAUGGCUGGGUGGAGCCGUAGCUCUGCCUAUGUUCAGGGUAUAGGCAUUGUGGUCUGGGAUGUAGUCGAACGAGGGACGAAUGACGGUGACACCGAUACCAUGCUUGUACUUGCAAAUGCCGAAGUACCGAAGACAAGCUAUCGACGACCAAAGGGAAAAGAGCGAGAGAGUGAAGAACAGAGGGCUCUUGGCGAAGAAGUUGGGGCCGUCCUCAACUAUAUCAUCCUCGAGCACUUUGUUGUCUUUACUACUGACGCCGGCAAAGUGUUUUGUGGACUCUUCCGCGAUCAGAACAUAGUCGAUGACAUACUUGAGCUACGCGAUCUGCGAAGCGCAAACGGCACACCUGUAGACGUGCAGGGCUCCUUUCGACGCUUCGCAGUCUUCAAGAACGGCGAAGUCAUCACCGCCAACCAAGACUACCUGCAUCAAUGUUGGAACGCCCGAGGUACAGAUUCGACAUCUGGAGGUCUUUACAAGAUUCCAGCUUUGCAACACAACGACGUGAUUUCUGUCGCGUUCGGUGACUACCAUUAUCUCGCACUUCACUCCAACGGCAAAAUUACUUCUUACGGUACCGAACUACAAGCUUGCGGCGCGCUUGGCCUUGGAGAAGAAGGCCCCCAAGGAAAGGCUCGAGGCAUUGUUUACGACCGCUUCAAUCGCGAUGGGCGCCUUCUACCUCACGCAUACACGUACGGUCGCCAAGUAUGGUUCGACUCGAGAAAAAAAGAUUGGAUCCAACAACUUAUCCAGAACGCCCCAAAUGAAAACGAGGAAGCGAGACAGCGAAAUGAUCUUUUCGAGGAAGAAGCGAAUGUCCAAGGAGAGGUGAGCGAAUGGAUCGAGCAAGAAGGUCGCGAGUGGGAUAAGGAUACUGGUGAAGAUGGUCUCGGCGCAUACUUCGCCCUGAGAGUCAGUGCUGCAGGAUGGCAUUCUGGUGCUCUGGUGUUGGUGAAUGAAGAGCUGGCGAAGAAGGAGCCGUCGUACUCAUACGAGGGCAAGUCUUUCCCGCGACUACGGCUCAGUGAUGGCAACGAGAUGCCUGGUUCUGGGGAGCUGGAUGUUUGGAGGCACGGGCAGCCUGAAUGGCAGCUCGAUGCUGUAUCUUGAACAUGACUAGAGUCCUACACGCAGUGACAGCAAGCCAAAGCAAGAAUACACAAGUUAGGACAACGCCAUUCAACUAAUCCC
Molecule: messenger RNA, 2058 nt
Organism: Macroventuria anomochaeta
Lineage: Eukaryota; Fungi; Ascomycota; Dothideomycetes; Pleosporales; Didymellaceae
Exons: 2
Coding region: 70-1977 (635 amino acids)
Molecular function (GO): protein binding
Source: RefSeq, a predicted model, not a curated record